CCUUCAGUUUUUGACAAUACAAUGGCCUCAUGGCAACACUCCUACGCCCUGAACCAUUCUGUUUUUACGAACUAGGUCGGACUGCUUCAAGCCCGCAUGCUGCUGAUUUUUACUUUCGAUAGUAAGCGAUAAUGGCUUGUGACAGUUAGAGGCAGGCCCUGUAUGCCUAUUGACGGCAGCACGUCAGUGCAAAAUGACGACGCAAACCGUCCCUGAGAUGGAAGGCCUUGAUGUGCACACGCUUAUUGACCGCAUGGCUAGCAACGACUGCCUGCGGCGUGUAGCCAGCAAAGGAAACGGCGCCACCGAAGCUUCCUUGAUGCGUGCAAGCGUGACACAGGCCAGUCAUGCCGACAGCAGCAAAACCUACACGGGCAAGAGGCAGGGCUUUUCCUCAAAUAAUCAGCAACCAACUCGUCCGCUGGCGUACAAGACAAAGGUGCUAUACGACACAUGCCGCCGUAAGCCCAGUACCCUUGUGCUACCGAUCGUCCUCUUCAUGCUGCUAUGCGGGAUGGGCCUCCUUGCAACCCAAUACACCGCACAAAAAGCCGUUCGCCAGGCUGAGGACUAUGCACGGGAGGCCGUGGCCGCAUCCGUGGCCUCUGCAGUGGUCAGCCAGCUGACAGUUGCAACACGGGCUGUCGCGACCCUGGCAUCGUACGUGGAACAGCACCCAACCUGUGCCGACCUGGACGAGCAUUUCUCGUCAUUGGGGCGCAGCAUCCUCAGCUGGGAUGCUGACAACAACGGCGGCUUGCCGAUUGUUUACCAGGUCCAAGCGCUUCCUGCCAUGAUCAUCAGCUACAGCUACCCCGAGCUACCGCCCGACCUAGCAGCGCAGUUGAUUGGGAUGGACGUGCUGGGCCGACCAGACAAGCGGGAGGAAACCUUGCAGCACCUGAACUACUCGUCGACAAUCAUUAUUGGGCCAUAUCUGCUGCUGGAGGGAUUCCACGCGUUGUUCUUUGAGAAGGCAAUCGUGUUGCCAGUACCGGACGGGAAUAUGAGCUACACGUGGGGCUGCGGGCGUCAGAUGUCCAACUGCACCAACCCGAUUUGCUACUCGCCGGACCAGAGCAAGAAGCUGUGGGGCACAGUGUGGUCGACCAUCGUGCUGGAUAACCUGCAGGCCGGCUUCAACCUGCAAUCCUUGUGUGGCCAGUACUUUUACACGUUACGGCAAAUGCCAACAGACUUGAACAGCGCAUCUAUCAUUGCACGCUCGCCGGUCACGCCCCGGCGGCCAGUUUCCGUGGAUAUACGCGCGUACAAUCUGCAUUGGGUGCUGGAGUUGGAGCCAGAGAAGGGUUGGUGGCCGACAUGGGUGGUGCCUUGUACGGCAACGGUCGUGCUUGCGUCAGCUGCGGUGGCGGCGCUGGUGCUCUGGCUGCUGGCCAGCCGAGAGCAGCACAGGGCGCUGCUUUGCUCCAUGUUGCCUAGGAGGGUCGUGAAGCAGCUGCAGAGCGGUGCUUGCAACGUGGUGGAGAGCUUCCAAGACCCGGUGACCAUCCUCUUCUCUGAUUGCGUAUCGUACACGACCAUUGCGUCCCAGCUGACACCGCUGCAAGUGGUGGAGUUGCUGAACGAUCUGUACACGGUCUUCGACUCUCUCACCGUCAAGCAUGGCUGCUACAAAGUGGAAACAAUUGGAGAUGCCUUCAUGGCAACUGCCGGAUGCCCCCACCACGAGGACCCUGUCAGCGCCGCAGUGCGAAUGGCGGGUAUGGCGCAGGCAAUGAUACACGCGGUGUCCAACUUCAACAACAGCGUGACCAAGGCUCUGGGGAUUCGCAUCAAGAUACGCGUUGGCCUCCACAGCGGUCCUGUGGUCGCGGGCGUGGUGGGGGUGCGCAUGCCGCGCUACUGCCUGUUCGGCGACACGGUCAACACGGCCAGCCGCAUGGAGAGCAACAGUGCGCCCAUGUGCAUCCACAUCAGCUCCUCCACUGCUGCACUGCUUGUGAAGGCUGGGGCCACGGUCAUGCGGUCCCCGUCGCCAGAACCCGUCUGCAUGCGCUCCGCCGCCGCCAUUGAGUCCACCAAGGACGGAGGGCCCCCUCUUUCCCGCGGCAGUACCGGCGCUGCCGGUCCCGGCCCCUCAUCCACCCGCCCUUCAGCGCAACGGCAAUCGCAACCGCAACCGCAUGCGCACACGUACCCCUCGGUCACUGGUGGCGGCGCCCACAUUGGGGGCGUCAUCAAGCCCGGAGGGCUGUACGCGAGCAGAAGCAGCGGCGCAAGGGUGCUUCGGCAACUACCAUAUUCGGUGAUGUGCAACCAUGCAGGCGCCCGCAGCCUCAGCGUGCCUGCGUUGGAGUUCCCAGUGGAUGCCGAGGAUGAGGAGGGCCACCCCGCCGGGGCUGCUGGCGGCGGUGAUGAGGAGGAAGUGGACGGCAUGGCUGUAGCCCUUGCGCGGAAGUGCGGGAGGCGCUCGUCUUCUUGCAGCGGUGCGGCGGUUGCAGGGACAGGCACGGGAAGCGCGGGCGCUGCCGUGCGGCGGAGCAGCGUAGGCGGCGGAAGCGUCAGAAGCAGCCGGCUACGAAGGAGCAGCUGUGGCGCAAGUAUUGGUGGCGGCAGAGUACGGAGAAGCAGCUACUAUGGCAGUGGCGGCGGCGCGGCGGAAGCCAUUGGCGCGGUAUGGGAGAAGGUUGGAAAGGUGGUUGCGGAGGCGGUACAGAGCGAUGAGGUGGCGAGCGGCAUCGGGAAGAGAGGUGGCGAGGUGGCGGUCAGCGUGGCUCCGGCGGAGGCUGGUGGCGCAGACGGUUACAGCGCAGGAACAAGCGGGAGUGGGGCUGCGGGCAUGACGGUUCAGGAUCGCGGUAUGGUGUCUAUCAAGGGCAAAGGCACCAUGCAUACGUACUGGCUGCUGACGGGCGUCACGCCGCCGCCGCCCAUGCCUCCGCCGCUGCCUCCUCCCUCGGCCUCCUUGUCGGGGGCGUUGCAGUCGUCGCCCCUUCCCUCACGCGGGCCCACGCUGACGGGCUUCCUGAACGCUACUGCGAGCGUUGGUGGUGGUGUCGCCUCCCGCGCGGCAUCCUGGAUGUCCCGAAAAGUGGGAGCCCUGGGAGGGCUGGGAGGCUCGCAUUUAGAGCAGGAGGACAGCGCCGCAGCGGGUGCAGCUGUUGGCGUUGUUGCUGUGACGGUAGGAGCCACUGCGUUGCCUCCCGUCUGACAUGCAUGGAGGUGCCGUAACUGGAGCACAACAUUGUUUGUGGCGGAGCAGGAAUGCUGGGUAUCAAGUAACUAUUGUGAAAUGGGCCGUUAUGAACUGAAAACCAAGUGCGUUAUGAAAGGUUAUUGUUGUUUUAAAGCUUGCUUAGAGAUGCAAAAGUGGGAAGACUGUAGUGGCUGUCCUGCAGAGAGGCUAGCAGGUUUGUGUCCUUCGAUGCAAGCGGCCCUGUGCGGCCUUCACUUGUAGCAGCAACGGGGGCAGGCCGCUGUGGGAUGGACUUUGGCCGUGAGGAGCGAACGCGAACUGUACUACGUAAACACCUUACAAGGGAGUACGAUUGCUUAAAUGCAUGUUGGUGCAUUUCUCUUGUCCUGCUGCAAUGGAGGCCAUGUUGGCUUUGCUCAUUGCUUUAUGUCCAGCAUGACCGGUGUACGGCUUACAUUGCCGGGUUUUAGGUACGGCUCGCCUCUCGAGCGUAGUGUGGAUCUGUGUACAGAACCCUGUGCUAACUCAAUCAAGCUGUGAUGGUGCACUACACUUUAUGUACACCGGCUUUUAGUAGUGUCGUAAAGUUUUAUAAAUCAUGGUUCCAGUUGGCAAUUGUCCCGAUGGUAUCGCUUUACGGUUUAACAUAUACUCCCUUGGCUCUGCUUGCACGGCAAGGCAGGAGACAUGUUGUCCCUGCAAGACUAUCGUUGUCGCAGUUUGGUGGGUUAAAUAGGCUUGUUAACUUUGUGGUUUGUAACUGGUUGGCCUGGUGUGUUCCUCUUGUUAUAAGGCGUCUAGUACGGUUCAAUAGAUGAAUUCGUUCACUGUUAAUGAUGGUUCUUAUAGCCAACCGUGCGCACGGAUUACUAAUCAUGCUAAAUCUUUGGGGGUAUUUAUGGAACCUCGACGCGCGGCACAUCCUCUUAUCAGGUAAACCAAGUAUUAGCACAGCAGGUAGGCAUGUCUCUGAUUCUUACUUGAGCACAAUCUAGCCGUUUACCCCUCCUAUGGUGCCGUGUAGUGCGAUGUAGCGUGACUUGUUGUAGGGUGCCGUCACAUCGUCUGUAUUUCCAUGAGCCGUCGUCCGUUCGGCUUGUGUGUGGCUUGGCUCGGCUUGCUGGGGGGGCACUGGUGUUCUCCACCUUAGAUUGUUUGCGUGUGUGGCGCUCUGGUUUGGAGGUUGUGUGUUUCGCACCAUGUUAGUGACUGACUGACUGGGGAUAUGCGGUCAUUGCAUCCCUGGGCCAAGCACUGCAAUGCAACGUUAAACCCCGGCAACACUGGAGGUGCUUUGUUCCAAAUGGUAUGCGAGCUCGUGCCGGUUACUUGUCCCAGGGCUUGUUAGCCAAGCGCUGGCUUGUUGAUCAUCAUGGUCACGUGAGCAGCUUCUGGGUUUACACUUAAUACCGAGGAAGGUCGAUAGGUUGGGAUGACCACAAUGGUAAUAUAGCAGCGGCUGCUUCGCUGAUAGCUCUAUGCAUGGUAGGCUGUUGGUCUGUAAUGGCUGGAGCACCCGCUGUGGUGUUUUACGGAUGGACAGUGCUUGCAUCAUGUUGGGCGUAUGUGUGUACGAUUGCAAAUACCGGGUUUUGUCAAGAGGUAUGUAUACCCUUCACGGAUGAUUGACGUGUGGUUUCGGAUGGGAAGCGGACUGGACUGAAGCUGGCGAUGCAUAGCGACAAAACAGUGAGCACCAAAUGAAG
Molecule: messenger RNA, 4866 nt
Organism: Astrephomene gubernaculifera
Lineage: Eukaryota; Viridiplantae; Chlorophyta; Chlorophyceae; Chlamydomonadales; Astrephomenaceae
Source: the annotation of a GenBank genome assembly